Molecule: messenger RNA, 645 nt
Organism: Aspergillus sclerotioniger CBS 115572
Lineage: Eukaryota; Fungi; Ascomycota; Eurotiomycetes; Eurotiales; Aspergillaceae
Exons: 1
Coding region: 139-645 (168 amino acids)
Source: RefSeq, a predicted model, not a curated record
ACCUCUUAAACAUUAUAAUCAACGACAAAAGUCAAACCAUAAUUCCGACCACAGUAUACUUCAAGCCCUAGAAAAAGGUAUAAGUAAGACUUACCAAUUCCGCCGUCUCAUCUUCACUAAUCCCCCCCAUCUCCAACCAUGACAUUCCCCAAUACCGACACGACCGAAGACUACGACUUCUCCCCCGCGGCAUUCAUGUGCCGCCGUCUCCGGGAGAUCUUCCCCGACCGGCUAUUUUCCUCCGGCCGCAUGGAUUUCAUCGUCAUUCGGUUCGACACGCCCAUGGACAAUGGCCAGAAGACGUAUGUUGCGGUUGUACGUUCCGCGGAACAUAAAAGCUUCUUGAAGUAUCUGACUUGCGAUAAUAUUGCGAGCUGUGAGUAUGAGAAGAUUCUGACUAGGGAGAUGCAGAAAACGGUUUGUAGGAGGAGGGGAGUACCGAUGUAUGGGAUGACUGAGUGUGAUAAUAUUGUGAGGUUCUAUAGAUGGAAGUAUGAGGAAGAGUGGGAAAAGGGGAGAUUGGAGUUGAUUGAGAGGGGGGGACGGACGGAGUUUAAUUUUGAGGUUGGGAAGGAGUAUGAUGAGGCGUUGGAGGUGUUGGAGGGUAUUAAGGUGGAUGUUAUGGGGACUUUUUUUUAUUAUUAG